GGCGCCAGCUCCUGCACAGCUGCACCGCCGGGCUGCGAGCGGCUGCAAGCAAGAAAAGCCCUAGAGCCUAAGAGCCGGAGAGCAGAGCGAGCGGCGGGCGCUUUGCCCCGCGCCUCCCCUCUGCCCCUGCGCGCACCUCGCCGGCUUCUCUACCCUGCCCCGGCUCGACCCGACUCGUUCUCGGCGCGGUCGCAGCCCCGAGCUCCGGGGCAGCUCAGGCAGCCUCGGGAGGACUCUCCGGCGCGCCGCCGCGUCCCCAGACAAAGGCUUGGCCGGCGGCCCCGGCCCGCUGCGCCCGCUGCGCCCUCGGCUCCCCGCCUCCCGGGCUUGCCGCUCUUCGCCCCCGCGUUUGGCUCGCCGCGUCCCGGCCGGCCGCAAAGUUUUCUCCCCCCUAGCCCCCCCGCGGCAGCGGCGGCUGAGCCUCGCUUUUAGCGAUGGCCGCGGAGCUGAGCAUGGGGCCAGAGCUGCCCACCAGCCCGCUGGCCAUGGAGUACGUCAACGACUUCGACCUUCUCAAGUUCGACGUGAAGAAGGAGCCACUGGGGCGCGCGGAGCGUCCCGGCCGGCCAUGCACACGCCUGCAGCCCGCCGGCUCGGUGUCGUCCACCCCGCUCAGCACCCCGUGCAGCUCCGUGCCUUCUUCUCCCAGCUUCAGUCCAACCGAACAGAAGACCCAUCUCGAGGACCUGUACUGGAUGGCGAGCAACUACCAGCAGAUGAACCCCGAGGCGCUCAACCUGACGCCCGAGGACGCGGUGGAGGCGCUCAUCGGUUCGCACCCGGUGCCCCAGCCGCUGCAGAGCUUCGACGGCUUCCGUAGUGCACACCACCAUCACCACCACCACCACCCUCAUCCGCACCACGGGUACCCAGGAGCCGGUGUGACUCACGAUGAGUUGGGCCCGCACGCUCACCCGCACCAUCACCACCAUCACCAAGCGUCUCCCCCGCCGUCCAGCGCGGCCAGUCCGGCGCAACAGCUGCCCACGAGCCACCCCGGGCCGGGACCGCACGCAGCCGCCGCGGCGACGGCCGCGGGCGGCAACGGCAGCGUGGAGGAGCGCUUCUCUGACGACCAGCUGGUGUCCAUGUCGGUGCGGGAGCUGAACCGCCACCUGCGGGGCUUCACCAAGGACGAGGUGAUCCGCCUGAAGCAGAAGCGGCGGACCCUGAAGAACCGGGGCUACGCCCAGUCGUGCAGGUAUAAACGCGUCCAGCAGAAACAUCACCUGGAGAACGAGAAGACGCAGCUCAUUCAGCAGGUGGAGCAGCUUAAGCAGGAGGUGUCCCGGCUGGCCCGCGAGAGAGACGCCUACAAGGUCAAGUGCGAGAAACUCGCCAACUCCGGCUUCAGGGAGGCGGGCUCCACCAGCGACAGCCCCUCCUCUCCUGAGUUCUUUCUGUGAGUCGUGGCGGGUCCCGGCCCCCCGCCCUUGCCCUGGCCCAGACUCCCUAUCCUGUGCCCCUAACCCCGGACUCCCUGUCCCUGCCUUGGCCCCCGGCCUUGACCUGUUUGACUCGAGCUAAGAGGGUGGAAGGACGCGCGGGUCGCGGGAGCACGGGCGGGUAGAGAACCUUGGCUAAGAAGAGUGCAGCGCAGGGCAGCGCAGCCUCUUAGACUUGGGCCGAGUUAGAGAGACCCGGGGCGGGUGGGAGGUCUCGGAGUAACUUUUCUCCAAGCUGGAAGGCCGCGAGGCAUAUUCCAAGGAGUCGCCAAGGCCGCCUGGACACUUCUGGCUCUGAGAACUUUGUGAGUGCCAGGGCCGCCGCUUUGCAGCCCCGGACUCAGUUCGCCCCAGGAAGAGCAGAGGAGAGGAGAGGGACUCUGGAGUCCCCGUGGGCGCGAGGCAAGGCUGAGCUAAGGAAAGGAAAAAACCAGACAGAUCUGUCUGUCCAGAGUACGGAGAACACUGGCUCUCAGCCCGAGACGCGGGCCUCAGUUAGGACUUUCGGCGCGCGAAGGAGAAAAAAAAAUCUCAUCAGUUUUAAUGCCUGCUCGAUUAUAUAGAAAAAUACGAAAAUCUGCAUUAAAAAUAUUAAUCCUGCAUGCUGGACAUGUAUGGUAAUAAUUUCUAUUUUGUACCAUUUUCUUGUUUAACUUUAGCAUGUUGUUGAUCAUGAAUCAUAACCCCCCUGGUUUCUUUGGGUGAGAAGGGAUGCAGUUCCUAAACUCCUGCAGCUGCGAGCGAGCGAGCGGAGUUUCAGUCGCCGGCCGGCUUGUAAAUUACCCGCCCGGCCAAACCACAUUGAGAAGGUAGCAGCAAGCUGAGUCUUUGUUUGGGUUUAUUAUUAUACCAUUUUUGUUUGUAAGUAAAAAUAAAAUUUAAAAAAAAAAACCCACCAAGCCCAACUUUGUCGGGGGAAUCCUUGGAAUUUGUCUCUUCGCUCUCCUCUUCCUUCCUACUUCAGUUUUAAGUUUUGUUGAGGGAUAGCUAAGGGAGAGAGAGCUGCGGAGAUCCACACGGUGCAGAAGCCUGUCCUCUUAUCAUUGGGGCCUGGUCUUGGGGCCAAAUUGACGACCCCCACCACCACCACACACACACAAGAAGAAAAGAAAGACCCGGGCUUUGCGUCCUAAGAAGUCAACCCAGGGCUGGUUUAGAUCCUCCAGAAGGACGCUAAUUGCAAGCUCCCCGCCACACACACACCAGGGCUUAGGGUGAAAAGAUUUCUCCCACCUCUUGCUACGUGUCAAUGAUGAUCUGAGCUCGUAUUGAGCCAAAAGCCAUUCUUAGAAUAUUCUAGAAACCCACACAUUGGCAACUAAUGCUGCAACUCUCAAGUGCGUUCUUUAGACCAAUGCAUUUAGACCAAUGUUUCUCUGCUGUCCGCUGUCCGGAGAGCAGGGAGACUUAUUGGUGGUGUUCAACUCCCUUCCGUUGUACAGUAGUUAUAGGGGAGGUCUGGGUGUUUUUCUUUAUUGUUACUUUCAUUUCUGCGGGUCAGUAAAAGGAUUCAGUUGCACUGACAAAAAUACCAAAAUGAAAGCAUACUUUAAAAAAUUCCCACCUGAAUUUGCUGGCGCUGCUGGCUGGAUGCUUUUUGUUUGUUUGUUUUUUGAGUUUGUAUUAGUUGAUAAAUUUACAGUAAAUAACAAGAUUGUAUGAACCGCAUGGUGCUUGCAGUUUUAAAUAUUGUGGAUAUUCGUCCUGCAUCGGAAACGAGCUUUGGUUUUUACUGAUUCAACUGUGUUGAAAUCAAACUUGCCGCAACGCAACAGAAAUUGUUUUUAAUUUCAUGUAAAAUAAGGGAUCAAUUUCAACCCCCUGCUUAUGAUAUGAAAAUAUUAAAAUCUAGUCUUAUUGUAGUUUUAAUUCAGACUGGUUUCUGUUUUUUGGUUAUUAAAAUGGUUUCCUAUUUUGCUUAUUAAAACCAUGGAAAUGGUAUUUAUUUAGAGGA
Molecule: messenger RNA, 3399 nt
Organism: Mastomys coucha (southern multimammate mouse)
Lineage: Eukaryota; Metazoa; Chordata; Mammalia; Rodentia; Muridae
Gene: Mafb
Product: MAF bZIP transcription factor B
Exons: 1
Coding region: 435-1406 (323 amino acids)
Biological process (GO): regulation of transcription by RNA polymerase II; regulation of myeloid cell differentiation
Cellular component (GO): nucleus
Molecular function (GO): DNA-binding transcription factor activity, RNA polymerase II-specific; RNA polymerase II cis-regulatory region sequence-specific DNA binding
Source: RefSeq, a predicted model, not a curated record